GGAUUUUCCGGGUACAUCUCGGGGCACAUAACAUUGAUAAAACAUGAUGCCAACGGCUUCAUGAUCUAUUCAAAUGAGACAAAAAGACAAUGUUCAGAAUGUCAAACACUCACUGGAAUCUCCGACGAAGGCUUGGUCUGGAUGUUUGUCUUAUACUGAGAUUAUCAGGACCUCUAAAAGAACAAUAUGCUAAGGAUCAUGGAUUAGAUUAUCAGGAACUUCUCAAUGCAUCUUUCUACAAGGAAACACAUAGAGCAAAGAUGAUCAAAUGGGGUGAAGAUAUAAGGGAGGCCAACCCAUACUUUUUCUGUCAGAAAACUGUAGAAAGCGCAGCCCCAGGUGUCCCAGUGUGGAUCGUAUCUGAUGCUCGCAGAUUGUCUGAUGUCAUUUUUUUCAAAGAAAAGUAUCCCAAUCAGCUCAAAUUGGUCAGAAUAACUGCAUCAGACGAUAUAAGAAAGAAAAGAGGUUUUAUUUUUACAGAGGGUAUAGAUGAUGCAGAAUCGGAGUGUGGUUUAGACAAAGGUCUUGAAUGGGACAUUACAAUUGACAACAGUGGAGACGAAAGCCUUCUUGACCAAAAUAUCAGCACCCUAGUUUCACUUGUACAAAACUCAAAGUGAUGAUACCUUUAAAUGAUUGUACAUGUACAAGAUAAGAUAUCUUAAAGUAAGAUACCAGUUAUUUAGUGCUUGCAAUGGGUUACCUUUUUUUACAUUCUUGACAGAUUUAUGAAGCCGUUGAUAUUAAAAAAUAAUACAAUUUAUGUCUCACUCUGGCAGAACGGUUUCGAUCUUAGAACUUUCAGAUUGCAACAUUCCAAAGACUGAAUGGUCCAAGUGAUCACCUUGCCAUGUUUGUUUGUUAACAUCCUCUAGCAGAAUGGAAAUGAAAUGUAAGACAUGUUACUUUAUGAACUUGGACAAGGGAGGGAACAGAUCACGUAGUCUUAAUGAUUCAUGGUGGUGUUUCAUUGAGACUCAAAGUGAUUCAAAGUGGUUCUGCAUGCAAGAGGGUGAUUUUAAGUGUUGUUUCAACUGUGCUUGGAUAUAUAUAUAUAUAUAUAUAUUGAAUUAAUGUAUUGCGCCCCGAUUUUUCGUCGGCGAGAGAUUGGAACAGAUUCAAAAGAAGCCGUGAAUGUGCUUAGCGCUCCAUGAAAGACAGUUCCAAUUCAUAUAUGAAACGGAAGAGCCUUCAAAGCAUAACUGCAUCACAUUUGUUCUAGUAUAGGACAUACAAAAACAACAUUUGAACGGCCUGGAUGUUUUUUAUUAGCAAAAACACGUUUUAUCUGCAUGUUUGUUGUUGGAUGAAAUGCUUUACACAUACAUGUAUGCAUGUAUCAUUUUGAAGAUUAGAAUGCAACAAUAGUAAAGAAUAUAUGCCACGAUAAAGAUGGCGUUACAUUGCAUAUUACUGAUCAUAUUGGCACACAGAAACAUCCGGUCUGCUUUACGCAAGAUUGUGUAUAAACGCCACAGCUGUGAUAACAAAGAUGUGCACAGCAGGAGUAUCUCAAAUUCCUAUAUGUUUA
Messenger RNA from Mya arenaria, 1531 nucleotides. Its product is annotated as phosphomevalonate kinase-like. The transcript is spliced from 4 exons. Gene Ontology annotation, molecular function: phosphomevalonate kinase activity. Gene Ontology annotation, biological process: isopentenyl diphosphate biosynthetic process, mevalonate pathway; cholesterol biosynthetic process. The coding region runs from base 90 to 620 and encodes 176 amino acids. Gene Ontology annotation, cellular component: cytoplasm. The record is from RefSeq and is a predicted model, not a curated record. Lineage: Eukaryota; Metazoa; Mollusca; Bivalvia; Myida; Myidae.